Hibiscus syriacus is the source of this 849-nucleotide messenger RNA. RefSeq names its product pentatricopeptide repeat-containing protein At3g29230-like. NCBI's taxonomy places the organism in Eukaryota, Viridiplantae, Streptophyta, Magnoliopsida, Malvales, Malvaceae. Gene Ontology annotation, molecular function: RNA binding; protein binding. The transcript has 2 exons. The record is from RefSeq and is a predicted model, not a curated record. Gene Ontology annotation, biological process: RNA modification. The coding region runs from base 1 to 849 and encodes 282 amino acids.
AUGGUAAUGGGCUAUAGUAAGGCUGGCGAUAUGGAUCUGGCUGGAGCUUUGUUUGAUAAGAUGUCGGUUAAGACAUCGGUUCCUUCGACUAUAAUUAUCUUUGAAUAUGCCGAAAAGGGGUUUGCAAGCGAGGCUAUUGCAUUGUACGAUCGGGAUGGUGUCGAGUCAUGUUUGUUAGUGGCCGGUGUAGAAGUUCAUGGUUUGAUAGAGAGGCUUAAGUUUCGAGGUAGCAUAGGGGUGUGUAAUGCAUUAGCUAAUACGGAUGCACAGUGUGGUAGUCUCAACAAAGCAUCGAGUGUUUUCAAUAGAAUGUCGAAACGAGACGUCGUUUCAUGGAAUGGCAUGCUACAUGCGUUCUCCUUGCACGGCCAUGGCAGGGAAGCCCUUCGUGUUUUCAAAGCAAUGGAAAAGGGGAGGAUUUCAGCCAGAUCCACUUACUUUGUUGCGGUCUCGUGUGCUUGUUCCCAUGCAGGCUUUAUCGACAAUGGCAUACGGUGCUUCUACAGAAGGAAAAGGAUUACUUGGUCGUUCCUGAAAUCGAGCUUAUUAGUUGUUCCCAUGCCUUUUGAACCAAAUGCCAAUGGAGCAUGUCCGAUGCAUGGUGCUACCGAACUUGUAGAGAUAGUGCGUUAUCACCUUACAUCGGAUCAUUUGGAUCCCGGGAAUUAUUCCAACGAGAGAUGGGGACGGCAUUUCGAUGGUAAGGCUUCGGACCUUAAGCGAGUUGUUCAUCCCAAAGAUGCAACCUUGCUUGUAGAAGGCCAUAUUUUAAAAACCGGGACAGAGGUUGAUUCAAUUAGGCUUCCUAUUAUCGGUAUUGACCGCACUUCUUACGUUAACAUGCCAUAA